Molecule: messenger RNA, 225 nt
Organism: Anisakis simplex (herring worm)
Lineage: Eukaryota; Metazoa; Nematoda; Chromadorea; Rhabditida; Anisakidae
Source: the annotation of a GenBank genome assembly
AUGGUUUCCCAAAUCACAUCAAUCGCAGUCUUCUUCCUGAUUGCUGGGAUUCUGAUAAAUCAUGCGGAAUCAAAUGAUGCAGCAGGAGGAUGGGGUGGAUCUUCAGAUGCUGGUUGGAGCAGCUCGCCGAAAGGAAGUUUUGGAGGGUCUUCAGGAAGUGGCUGGGGUGCAAGUCUGGCAAACAGGAAAGCUGGUUCACCGAACAAUAACGCUAACCAGAAGAUG